Messenger RNA from Nakaseomyces glabratus, 1329 nucleotides. It is a transcript of the gene SEN54, whose product is annotated as tRNA splicing endonuclease subunit SEN54. NCBI's taxonomy places the organism in Eukaryota, Fungi, Ascomycota, Saccharomycetes, Saccharomycetales, Saccharomycetaceae. The record is from RefSeq and is a predicted model, not a curated record. Gene Ontology annotation, biological process: tRNA-type intron splice site recognition and cleavage. Gene Ontology annotation, cellular component: tRNA-intron endonuclease complex.
AUGGAGAAAUUAGAUAUUACUGAUGGUUUUGCAGACCGUGAAGAUAUAAUAGAAGCUGAAGAUGAAGAGGAGGACAUGGUGCAAGAUUGGACUGAAAUAUCGCGAAUGGUUUUGAGCAAUAAUCCAAUCUCACUUCCACGAAGAGGUGAUAAAGAAUAUGAGCCUGACGGUUCCAAUAUUCAAGAGGUACAACUGUCAAAAGCCAAAGAUAUUAUGUUUGAUACGUUGAGAAAUUCGAUCAGAGGAUCUGUUAUCAAGUCACAAGUCAAAGCAUAUUAUAAUAUUGAUAAACACAAAGCAUACGUUCCACAUCCUAAGGGUAGUUUUUUACAAACCAUGGGAUGGGCUGAUUCUAAUGGUGUAUUUUGGUUAGACUUUCAUGAGUUAGUCUAUCUAUCUGAAAGAGGGACUGUAACACCAUAUUGGGGUUCAGACGAUAGUAAUGAUGAUGAUGGCAAUCUGGACAUUCCUUUAUCAAUUGAAGACCUAUAUCUUUUAUUUAAAUCACAAGAAGAUUACGAUAAUUUCUUAGUUUAUUCACAAUUAAAAAGGUUAGGCUUCAUCGUUCUACUAGAAAAAGAUAACCGAUAUCAUGCUACAUCCUUUUUUCCCCCAGUGAGUGAGCAUACCUCUAUGAUGACUGCUAUCGGCUCAAAUAUUCGAAGCAGUAUUUCAUCGGUAUUUGUGCUAAAUAAAGCUUUAUUCUCUGGUACGUUCUUAUAUUCUAAAUGGAACUAUAUUCUAAGGAGAUUUACGACUAACGAUCAAUUAUACAACAGUAUCGGAUCUUUAAUUCCUACACAAACUGUACCGAAAUCUGAUACUGAACUUAGAGAAUACAACGGAAUUCUUAAUGGCAAUCCACCCAGUAAUCUAAAAAUUGUCUUUAAAUUGUGGAAACCUCAGGUCAAUUUCAAGAAGAAAAGUCCAGCAUUGCCGGAUUACCAAAUAGUAGUUUAUAAUAAAAACAACAAAAAUCAACAGUUCCCUUCAUACCUAAGUUUGAAGAAUAUAUUUAGUAAAUUGGACUAUAAAUUUGAUUUUCUGCAAGAAAUAGAUGAUGACUUCUGGGAUAAAAACACUUUUACUAAUGGGGUACCUAGGUUAGAGUAUCUCACCAGUAUAGGCCGUAAUCUAGAUAAAAAGAAUAGCAAAGGAAAAAAAUCUGGUCAAGUAUCAAGUACACCUUUUAAUAACAAAAAAAAGAAACCUAAAGGAAGAAGCAAACUUUCAGCAAUAAAACAAGGGUAUAGGAGUUUUUUAUUGGCAGUUGUUGACAAUGGUCUCGUUUCAUUUAUCCGGAUAUCUGAAACUGAAUUUAGAUAUUAG